GAGAGCGGAUAUGCAGCUUAUCACAUCCAUCCAUCAUGCUAUAUAAACAGGGCUCUGUACUCACCAAGGGUGUCUUAGCUUUUCCGCCUUCAACUCCAGUGUGAGGUGCGUGUGAAUCUUCUGUGUGUGUGUGUCCCUAAGUUUCGCCCCGAUGGCGUCCCCCAAAGGCCAGCUGACCAGGAAGGGGCUCCAGCCUGUGCCGAGGAUGCAGCCAGCCAUGAUGAUGUUCUCCAGCAAGUACUGGGCCCGUAGGGGCCUCUCUCUGGACUCGGCCAUGUUUGACCAGCAGCUGCACACUGGGGGCAACCUAGUGAGAGAAGGGUUCAAAAUGAUGGCUCGUAGGAACUCCUUUGGCAGAAUAGAUGAAAAACCUGAUAAAGAAGGCAAUAGUGCACCCCAUGACCCAGGGAAGACUGCUCUCAUAUUCUCUGUGAAAAAUGAAGUGGGCUGCUUGGUGAGGGCUUUGCGUCUUUUCCAGGAGAAACAUGUCAACCUGGUCCAUAUCGAGUCCCGCAGAUGCAAGCGCGUGCCCACAGAGGUGGAGAUCUAUGCUGAGUUCAACUGCACCAAGAAGGAAUUUAACGAGCUGGUGCAGUACCUCAAAGACCACGUCAAUAUCGUGUCCUAUAACACACCUCAGCAUGUGUGGUCUGUGGACGGAGACUAUGAGGAUUGUGUGUGUGUUCUGGGGAGCUUACCAGAUGGGGAAGGAGUUCCCUGGUUUCCUCAGAAGAUUUCUGAGUUGGACCAGUGCUCCCACCGAGUACUGAUGUACGGCUCCGAGCUCGACGCUGACCAUCCCGGCUUCAAAGACAAUGUGUAUCGUCAGAGGAGGAAAUACUUUGUGGAGGUUGCAAUGAAUUACAAAUUUGGGCAACCAAUACCUCGCAUAGAGUACACAGAAGAGGAGGUCAAGACUUGGGGGGUGGUAUUCCGUGAGCUCACCAAGCUCUACCCCAGCCACGCCUGCCGAGAGUACUUGAAAAACCUCCCAUUGCUCACAAAGCAUUGUGGGUACCGCGAAGACAACAUCCCCCAGCUGGAGGAUGUGUCCCUGUUUCUCAGAGAUAGGUCAGGGUUUACCGUGCGUCCAGUGGCUGGGUAUCUGUCUCCGCGUGACUUUCUGGCUGGCCUAGCCUACCGUGUGUUCAACUGCACCCAGUAUGUACGUCACAGCACCGACCCGCUAUACACACCAGAGCCGGACACUUGCCAUGAGUUACUGGGUCACGUUCCCCUGCUGGCCGACCCAAAGUUUGCCCAGUUCUCCCAGGAGAUCGGACUGGCUUCCCUGGGAGCAACGGACGAAGAUGUGCAGAAACUCGCCACGUGUUAUUUCUUCACCAUUGAGUUUGGCCUGUGUAAACAAGAAGGGCAACUGAGAGCAUAUGGAGCAGGGCUGCUCUCUUCCAUUGGAGAGCUGAGGCAUGCACUCUCUGACAAGGCCACAGUGAAGACAUUUGAGCCCAGGACCACUUGCAAUCAGGAGUGCCUCAUCACCACCUUCCAGGACGUUUAUUUUGUCUCGGAGAGUUUUGAGGAGGCCAAAGAAAAAAUGAGGGAUUUCGCCAAAACAAUCAAGAGGCCGUUCUCAGUGUACUACAACCCCUACACUCAGAGUAUUGACCUCCUAAAGGACACCAGAAGCAUUGAAAAUGUGGUGCAGGACUUGCGUAGCGACCUCACUACUGUGUGCGAUGCUCUGGGCAAGAUGAACAGAUACCUGGGCAUAUAGUCUUGUUUGCAUCACUCCCAUGGAAACGGCCAGCACUUUGUCAGUUUUCAGUUGGCUCUAGUUGUAAAUUGUGUGAUUGCAAAAUGCCUUCAAAUGUAUUUCACUGCCAAUUUUCUGUUGUGCUGCUAUAAAUCUCUUCCUACUUUCAUAGUUUAUUGCAGUAUAGACAAGGAAUAGUGCGGCUUCAGAUUCAGAAAGUCAAGUGUCAUAAGACCUAAGGUUUUAUUCGGCAACACAGACCCAGCCAUUUCAGUGUGAGGCCAGUGGCAAUGAGUCAUUGCAGAGUCCUCUUAUAUAAUGCUGGUUUUCUUCUUAUGAAAACAUUGUAAUCAUCAACACUUUAUUUAAGGACGCUUACUAUAGCAUACAAUUUCCUGAACGUGUAUGAGCUCUUAAUUUUCAAGAAAGCUCUUCACAUUUAUAAUCAUGUUUUGCCGUCACAUGACAGCAGAGUCAAAAACAAACAUAAAAAAGAAACAAAAACAUCAAUAACAAACAAAAACAGUAUUAAAAGAGAAAUUCUGAUAAGUAAAUACAGUAUAAUCAACAAUCAAUUAAUGGAAUUCAUACAGUGGAGUCAUUGACUGGCUUGUCCUGGCAUGUUGUGUCCUCAGUAUGUUUCUCAAAGUCACUGUGAUCAAGACCUAUACACUCAUGUCAUAUAUACAGUGAAUAAAGUGUUAACAUCUGAAAGUGUUAGCAUCUGAAUAACUGCUCUAACACUGUCCACUGCUGUAGCAUUAUAUAUUUUAAAUCUACAAUGGGAUGUUUUUAAAGACUGUAUUUCCUUUUAAUUCCCUUUCACCAAAAAACGUCGGUCCAUUGCAGCAGAAUUAUUAUUAUAUUCACAUUUUCCAAAAAGGUCAUUAUAAAAAUAUAUGUUGUCAAGUAUCAAAGAAUAUACUAAGAUCAGUUUAAAAAAAAACAGUGUUUUCAUCUUAAUAGUAUAUCACUGGAUCAUAUCUGCACUCUACAUUCUGAAAGUUGGUAGAAUUAAAUGGUACAUGUGAAUGAUACGUAUUUAAGCUAAAGUGUGAUGAUCAUAUGUGUUAACACAUUCAAAAAGCUGCUGUCUGAUCUAACAUUCAGUCUUGGGUGUAUUGUGAAUAUAGUACUGGAUCUGAAAUAUUUUGUCAUUCUCUGGUGUUAGUGAACUAACUGAUCAAAUGAAUUUACGAAUUGCAUUCAAAAUGUCAACUUAUGGCACAACUGUGGUCCCUUGUCAAGGCUUUCCUGACAUUAGAGAGAAAGGAAGUAUAGAAAUCUGUGUGCCUCACUGGACCUCAUCUUCAUCGUCCUGCCCAUCAAAGGCUUUCUCCUGGGGGAAACACAAACACAAACAGAUCAGGUUCAUGUCUAUCUGUGUGUGUGUGUGUGUGUGUGUGUGUGUGUGUGUGUGUGUGUGUGUGUGUAU
Alosa alosa (allis shad) is the source of this 3149-nucleotide messenger RNA. It is a transcript of the gene tph2, whose product is annotated as tryptophan hydroxylase 2 (tryptophan 5-monooxygenase). Gene Ontology annotation, molecular function: tryptophan 5-monooxygenase activity; iron ion binding. The transcript is spliced from 11 exons. Gene Ontology annotation, biological process: aromatic amino acid metabolic process; serotonin biosynthetic process. Gene Ontology annotation, cellular component: neuron projection. The coding region runs from base 152 to 1735 and encodes 527 amino acids. The record is from RefSeq and is a predicted model, not a curated record. Lineage: Eukaryota; Metazoa; Chordata; Actinopteri; Clupeiformes; Clupeidae.